CAAUUAGUGCAAAUGAAAAAAGACUGACGAAUCGGGUUGAAAUUUGAAAGAAAUCAUGUGGAAAUCAUUUACCUCACGCCUAUUUCAUUUCGACGAAAUAUUAGGAAAGCAAUGAUGUGCAGUGACAAUAGUACUUUAAUUAAUUUCGCUAAAGAUACUUGGAAAAGUUUGCGGCAAGUGUAAAUAUCUAUUCGGUCAAUACAAAAUGUUUCGGCUGUGAUUUAAUCAAUCAUGACCACAAUGAAGAAUCCUAAUACGUCGUCUUCUAAACUCGCUCUUCUUAGUCAUAUCAAAUAUGAACAUUUGGUAGCUGGAAUAUCUGGUGGCGUAACGUCGACUCUGAUCUUACAUCCUCUAGAUUUGAUCAAAAUUAGAUUCGCUGUAAAUGACGGCCGGACAGCGACAGUUCCGCGAUACGAUGGCCUCGGCAGUGCUUUCGUGACAAUUGUCAAGAAGGAAGGUGUUCGGGGUCUGUAUAGAGGAGUCACUCCUAAUGUCUGGGGCUCUGGUUCAGCUUGGGGCUUCUAUUUCUUAUUCUAUAAUGCAAUAAAAACAUGGAUCCAAGGCGGCAAUGCCAGGACGCCCCUAGGUCCCGGCCUCCAUAUGCUAGCCGCGGCAGAAGCCGGUAUCCUCUCUCUGCUGAUGACAAACCCCAUUUGGGUGGUUAAAACUAGGCUCUGUCUGCAAUACAGCGAGGAGCAUCUAGCUGAUAACAAGAGAUAUAAAGGGAUGGUUGAUGGCCUAACCAAGAUUUAUCGGACGGAAGGCAUACGAGGUCUAUAUAGGGGUUUCGUUCCCGGCAUGUUUGGAGUAUCACACGGCGCUCUACAAUUUAUGACAUAUGAAGAAAUGAAAAAUAGAUACAAUCAAUAUAGAAAUCUGCCCAUCGACAUCAAAUUGACGUCGGUAGAAUACCUGACGUUCGCGGCAGUGUCGAAGCUGCUAGCCGCGGGUGCAACGUACCCGUAUCAAGUGAUUCGCGCCCGUCUGCAGGAUCAGCACAGGGUGUACCGUGGAGCGUGGCACUGCGUCACUGAAACUUGGAGGCACGAGGGAUGGCGUGGUUUCUACAAGGGACUGAAACCGAAUUUGAUACGCGUUAUCCCGGCAACAAUGAUCACUUUCCUAACAUACGAAAACGUAUCGCAUUUUAUGCUUAAUCGAGGAAAAGAAAUAAAGAUGUCCUCCUAAAUUUCAUAAUGUUGCCUUUGUAUAGUUUUUAUUAUUUAUAAAUAAUUCAAGAUUUUAAUAGUGUGACUACAUUUCCAUAUACGUUAAACGCGAUUUAUCGCAAUUCGGGUUUCUCAGUAUUUAAAGAUGGUCUAAUUAUAAUAUCAAACCAUUGCGUUAACAGUGACCAAAGUGAAAAACUGAAAUCGCCAUUUGAAGCAUUUUAUUCUUGUAAAUUUUUUGUUAUGCAUAAUACUUGGAAGGCCGGCAACGCACUCGCGAGCCCUCUGGCAUUGAGUGUCCUGCCUGUUUUCCCUGUUCUAUAAUAUAUCUGAAAAUACACUUUAAAAUAUUAACCUGUUUCUAUUUCCGAAAUACCAGUCGUUAUUCAUAAUUUAUCUAAAGCUCAAUCGUUUGUUGCUACCCGGGACCUGUAAUAAUAUGUUUCGUAAUAAUUACGAUUAGUUUUUCGGAUAAAAUAUGUUUUGUUUCAACUGCGAAUUAAAGCGAGGUUGGCUGUGUUCGAGUGAUGUGUAUUAAGUUCUUCUUAUUAUUAUUAUUUUAAGUAUGUAUGAGAUUUUUGUAUAAACAGAAGGUUAGGUAGAAUAGUUUUUGCUUUUAAUAAAUUGAGUAUGAAUAAA
This is a messenger RNA of Pieris brassicae (large cabbage white), 1811 nucleotides long. RefSeq names its product mitochondrial folate transporter/carrier. NCBI's taxonomy places the organism in Eukaryota, Metazoa, Arthropoda, Insecta, Lepidoptera, Pieridae. Gene Ontology annotation, molecular function: FAD transmembrane transporter activity; folic acid transmembrane transporter activity. The transcript is spliced from 6 exons. The record is from RefSeq and is a predicted model, not a curated record. Gene Ontology annotation, cellular component: mitochondrion. The coding region runs from base 232 to 1191 and encodes 319 amino acids. Gene Ontology annotation, biological process: nucleotide transport; folate import into mitochondrion.